AACCUGUCUGAAACGAGCUGUGAACGGUGACGUCUCUCAGACUUCUCUCUGCUCUCUGCCUUGUCUAUCACGGAAUCACGGCAUGCGUGAAUUUCACUGAGAGCUUCUCGACUCUGGACUGUCGCGUAAAUCGGAGUUCGGAGUAAGUCAACGAGCAAGUGGAACAAGCGACAUAAGUCAACCAAGAGUGAUCUGUCAAACGGAAAGCUGAUAGAAAUGUAGCUUGUAACGAAUUGAGCAAGCUCUUUUGUGGCUUUUUAACGUAGGAACUAGUUCGAUUUAAUAACGUUAUAAUAAAGGAACCCGUAUUCGUUCCAUGACUUCUUCACUCGAUCAUACGUUGACAGAAGAUGACAGUAUUAGAAACGGAGGAAGAAGCAGAUAAACGCUCGGUUCCUCCCAGAAAGAAGUUCUGUUUGUCCCUGUCAGGUCGCAGACGUGCGAUUCCCAUCGUCGUCUCGCAGCCCCCUCAUACAUCUACAAGAGGGGGCGUUCUGGAUACAUCAAAUUAUUUACUCAGUACAAGCAAAAUGUUGAAUGGCUACCGAAAUCAGCUGAGCAAUCAUCAGGAUGGAAGUUACGAUAUGACCAGUGGUAGUACAGAAGGAUUUAGGAUAGCCACUUUGUGUAAUCUAGGAAAUACCUGCUUCCUUAAUAGUGUACUAUAUACUUUACGAUUUGCACCUUCCUUCCUACAUAAUUUACAUCAUUUAGCCACUGAUUUGUCUAACCUAAAUGAUAAGCAACUUCAAACUAAAGCUAAAUCCUCCUCAUUAGGUAGAACUGGUGUAUCACUAACAUCGAGCAGUAGUCGUAGCUGGAGCAGUAAAGAUUUAUUAGCAUUGGCUGGACCAACAGUGGAAGCCAAUAAACCACACAUUCAAAUAGCCACUGAAAAGUUGCACGAACUCUUCAUGGCAUUGCGAGCAUCAGAAAUAAGAGAAAAUAAUGAACCAUAUCAACCGGAUGCCUUUUUACAAGCUCUUAGAGAGGUAAAUCCAAUAUUCGAAGGAAAUCAACAACAAGAUGCUCAUGAACUUUUGGUCUGCUUACUUGAUAACAUCAGAGAAACUUUCCAACUGUUGGUCAGACACAGAGAAAGUCAAUUUGGUCAGAGCAACGGUGGUCUUUCCGAUUUCAUCGCAGAUCAUUCAUCGGCGGAUGUGCAAUCGGAAAGCAGUGGUUCCGGGAAGAGGAGUAUUCGUAAAAGAAAAAAGAAGAAAUUCCCGAGUAGAGGAAGCUCGGUAUGUCUCGUGCAGCCAAACGCAAACGGUAUCGCGUCAUCUGCAAGAUUAUAUGAGAACGGUCAUGCGGAAUUCGCCGAGAAUAACGGUGAGAUAGGGACACGCAAACCAGAAAGCAAAAAGUGCUUUAUCUCAGAAGACUUUGAAGGGGUCAGCCUAUUGCGUACAACGUGUCUCGAGUGCGAACAUGUGACAGAACGUAAGGAAACGUUCUGCGACAUAUGCGUACCCAUCGACAUUGAUCGUUCGAACGAGGAAGAUGAUGACGGUCGAUCGGUAAAUAGCAGCGAAGUGUACAAACGCGCCGUGGUAACUAGCGAAUUGCUUUGGGGUACGGAGAAGUAUUGGUGCGCACGUUGCCUACGAUAUAAUGAAGCUCGUAGAGCUGUGUGUUUUCCUUCUUUACCAAGACUUCUCAUCUUGCAGUUGAAGAGAUUUUCUACUGCCGCUGGUUCAAUGGAGAAGAUCAAUAAUCACAUGCCAACACCGCUUACCUUGCAAUGUUUUUGCGAGGAGUGCAGCACCGAUCAGACCCGCGGAACCACAGCUGGUGGUGGAACAGAGACGCGGCACGUAUACAAAUUAUAUUCUGUCAUAAUGCACCAGGGUGCAACGAUGACCGCCGGCCAUUAUGUCGCUUACGCACGUUUACCGGAUGAGACCGCACAUGCCGAGUACUUUGACUGCGAUCGUGAUAAUAAGCGGCAGAACUCGGGCCAUGGUAGCGUUACGAGUGCGAAUUCAUCGUCGUCAUCAUCCUCCUCUUCCUCUGACAAAGCAUCAGGUAUACUUAAAUACUUCAGGAGCAAACCCAGCGCGAGCGAGAAUAAGGAGCAACCGGUGAAUAGAAUCGGGUGUCGAAGCAUGGAUUGCUGCGGUAUCAAGCGCAACAAGCAAGGCGUUACUUGGUUGGAGUGUGACGACGAAGCGGUGCACGUGAUCCCAUUGCGAGAGCUCGAGGAUAAAUUAGCACCCAAUCCACGAAAUUCCGCCACUCCCUAUCUCCUGUUUUAUGUAAGGUCGACGACAUAAGCUAACAUACUUUGUUUUCUCCCGCAUUGGAAGUGUAUCAAAAUGUCUCCGGUUAGAAGCGAAGCAACAGCGAGCAGUACGAUGAUAAAAUGGGCCUCGUUCUCACAUUAUUUCCCCUUUUCUCCCUUCGCCUUCUCUAACGACCGUGCUGUGAUGUAUCGCACAUUCCAAAUCUGAAUCCUUCCCGUGUACGUGCCGCAUUACGCGCUUUAGAUACAUGAACGUGUAUAAUUUCGUAAGGGAUAAAAUUGUUCGCCAAACAUAUUAUGUUAAGUUUUCAGCGAUCGGACGGUAUACAAGAAAUCGAUAUGUAUACAUGUAAUGAAGUAUCAACAUAACGAAUUAUGGAGCGAGUGACCGCGUGUAGACUAUUUUAGCUUUAGUUGGGACGUGGAACGUUUUAUUAUUGAGUUAAUUGUAAAAUAAUAAAAAAUUAUGUAUUCUUGA
Messenger RNA from Cataglyphis hispanica, 2723 nucleotides. It is a transcript of the gene Usp1, whose product is annotated as ubiquitin carboxyl-terminal hydrolase 1. The transcript has 7 exons. The coding region runs from base 351 to 2276 and encodes 641 amino acids. Gene Ontology annotation, biological process: protein deubiquitination. The record is from RefSeq and is a predicted model, not a curated record. Gene Ontology annotation, cellular component: cytosol; nucleus. Lineage: Eukaryota; Metazoa; Arthropoda; Insecta; Hymenoptera; Formicidae. Gene Ontology annotation, molecular function: cysteine-type deubiquitinase activity; cysteine-type endopeptidase activity.